UGCUGGGGUCUGAGGGUGGCCAGGCACCAGGCCAAGGCUGGUAGUCGGAGGCUUGUGCACCUGGACUGUGGGGCCAGAUCUGAGGCUGGACGGGACAAGGCUCUGGGGAAAGGGAGGCUGAUAGUGCCCACCUAGGAGUUGGUGGGGUUCUUGCAGGAGGCCGGGGAGGGGGAGCCAGGGGGUGGGGUUGAGGUCCCAGGAGGAGGGUCUUGGGGACCUCCUGUAUCCAAGCAUGGCCCCAGACCCCACACCAACCAAGGGCAGUGCCCCGGAGGAGUCAGUGGGACGCCUCAAGCCUGCCAAGCCAAGAGAAGCCCAGGUGUCCCUGGCCGCUGCAGCGGGACUCUGCAGGACUCUGCCACUGGGCGCUGUGCUCCUGGGCUCCACCAUCUGUCAUGGGCUCAGCCAGGCCUGACCCGGGAGCCUUACGAAGGGACAGAAAGUGGCAUUAGAGCCAGUGAAGAAAUGAAUGGUGCUGGGCUGGUCCUGCCUCUGUGCGCACAAAGCUAGUCAGGUUUCUGCUGGCUUUGGCGACUCGGGCUCCACAGAAACCACUCGGGAGAGCUGUUCUCAGUCAUGUGGGGUGGGGGGGCCGGGCCUCUUGGAUCCAGGCAGCACAAGGGGGCAAGCGCAGGCAAGGGCGUGGAGGGCUGCUGGCUUCCUGCGGUGCUUCCUAAAACACUUCUGCCUCUUCAAGUAUCUGACCAGACUGGCUCUUCUGGAUCCCAAGGCUUAGUUAGGCUGGGCAGUGCCCUGUGUCACCAGGUGAGCAUGACAAGAUUUGGGGCAGAGACCUGGUCAGGCCAGCUCUGGGGAGCAUGAGGCUUGGAGAGAUACAGACUCACAAACACCCACAUGGCAGAAUACAGGCCCCGGGUACCCCCACAGGUCCACCACUUCUCAGCUGUGCCCUUCCUCUGUGCCAGGACCCAGGAACCCUGUAUUCCAGUGUUGGGUGCAGGGGGCACCUCAGAACAGGCCAGGACCCAGAAGGCCCACCCCGACGUAUGGCAGCAGGGGCACUCCUCUCGCCUCUGCUCCAGCCCAGGCCUGCCUGAGCUCAGAGGUGAUGACACCUUUCUCAACCACCCUCAUCCGCAAGAUGUCUGGCUGGGUCAGAAUGCAGUGGGGACAGCCCAGCUCCUGGCCCCAGGCCCUGCCUGGACCCAGCUGCUGCUUUAGGGCUGAAUCAGGCAGGGCCUUAGCUCAGGGUUGGGCCCUGACUUCUGGACCCUGGACCGUGCUGGGGUCUCCUCCGGGCUGUCCACACCUGCCGGGGGUCUCCCCGCCCAGAGGGGUUGGAGGUCAGAGUGAAGCGUCCUUCUCCCCCUCUUCUUGCAGAUCCACCAUCCCAGGGAUCUCAUCAUCCCUUCCCAGGGCCUGGUGGGCAGAGCAGACCCCACACACUCCAGCUGCAGGCUGGUACUCCCUGCCAGCAGCAAGGGCACGCAGGCCCUUCCCGGGCCCCUGAUGUGCACACCUGUGGGUGCCUCUGUGGAACGCCCCAGCCCCCACACAGGGAGAGCACGAGCACACACGCAUGCGCCACCACGCCUCCCCUGGUCCUGCCUGCCCUGGGCCAGCUUCUAGGUCAGGCCUGGGCACGACUUCCUGGGAGAACCGGCGGCAGGCGCUACGGGCUGGAUCCAGCCACUCGCGGUGUGCGGUGGCCAUGGCUUGGGGCGCGUGGGGCCGGGCCCAGGGGGGCCCUGUGGGGGCUCUAACCCUGACAGCUCUGGCUGAAGGGAUCCAGGCUGACCAGGGGCAGACCCCGGGUCGCUCUUCCCUUGGCCCUCAGCCGGAACACGAGCUUGAACCCGAGGUGGAAGCUGAGGGUGCAGCUGCCAGCCCCAUGGCUGGCAGUGAGGCCUGCUCCCUGCCCGGCAGGCAAGAGCCGGCCCCCGAGGGGCCCUAUCAGGACCCCCAGAGUCCCUGGGAAGAGGGGGCCCUUGCCGACCUGGCGGUGUACACGGCUGCCUGCCUGGAAGAGGCUGGCUUUGCGGGGACCCAGGCAACUGCGCUCACGCUGUCCUCGGCUCUGGAGGCCCGGGGGAAGCGUCUGGAGGACCAGGUGUACGCCUUGGUGCGGGGCCUGCGGACACAGGUGCCCAGCCUGGCCGAAGGGAGGCCCCGGCGGGCGGCCCUCCGGGUGCUGAGCGCGCUGGCCCUGGACCAUGCUCGGGAGGUGGUGUGUGCGCUGCUGCCAAGCUCCCUGCCCCCCGACCGGUGCUCGUACCCCCAGCCAGCAGCUGAGCUGUGGCGCAGCCUGAGCCGGAAUCAGCACGUGAAUGGGCAGGUGCUGGUCCAGCUGCUGUGGGCACUGAAGGAUGAAGCCAGGCCCGAGCUGGAGGCCUUGGCGGCCACGCGGGCCCUUGGAGAGAUGCUGGCUGUGUCCGGUUGUGUGGGUGCCACGCGGGGCUUCUACCCACACCUCCUGCUCGUGCUGGUCACACAGCUCCACCAGCUGGCGCGGCGCGGGCACUCCCCUGACACCCCGAAGGUGCAGGCCCCAUGGCGCCGAGGGCCCCCGCACAGCCACGCCAGCUGCGCCGUGGAGGCCUUGAAGGCCUUGCUCACCGGGGAUGGUGGCCGUAUGGUGGUCACGUGCAUGGAGCAGGCCGGAGGCUGGAGGAGGCUGGUGGGAGUCCACACCCACCUAGAAGGCGUCUUGCUGCUGGCCAGUGCCAUGGUAGCGCACGCGGACCACCACCUGCGGGGCCUGUUCGGGAGCUCGUUGCCGCGGCUGCGCAGCCCCGACGACACGCAGCGCCUCACGGCGAUGGCCUUCUUUACCGGGCUGUUGCAGAGCCGGCCCACAGCAAGGCUCUUGCGGGAGGAGGUCAUACUGGAGCGGCUGCGGGCCUGGCAGGGCGACCCCGAGCCCACCGUGCGCUGGCUGGGCCUGCUGGGCCUCGGCCACCUCGCGCUGAACCGCGGGAAGGUGCGGCACGUGAGCAAGCUGCUGCCCGCGCUGCUGGGUGCGCUGGGCGAGGGCGACGGGAGGCUCGUGGACGCCGCGCUGGGCGCGCUGCGGAGGCUCGUGCUGCGGCCUCGGGCGCCGGUGCGGCUCCUGAGCGCCGAGCUGGGGCCGCGCCUGCCGCGGCUGCUGGACGACGCCAGGGACUCGGUCCGCGCCUCGGCGGCGGGGCUUCUCGGGACGCUGGUGCGGCGGGGCCGGGGCGGGCUCCCGGUGGGCCUCCGCGGCCCCCUGAGGAAGCUGGUGCUCCAGAGCCUCAUCCCUUUGCUGUUGCGCCUGCAGGAUCCCAGCCGGGACGCUGCUGAGGUUCAGCAGUGUCCAAGUCACAUCCCCAGCUUCCUGAGCCAGACCCAGGGCUACCUACGGAGCCCACAGGACCCCUUGCGCAGGGCAGCUGCUGUGCUCCUAGGUUUCCUCGUCCAUCACACCAGCCCCGGCCGCGUCAGCCAGGACCUGCUGGACUCCCUGUUCCAGGAGCUGGGGCAGCUGCAGAGUGACCCAGAGCCCGCCGUGGUCGCCGCGGCUCACGUGUCCGCCCAACAGGUGGCGCUGCUGGCCCGCGCACAGGCCCGGCCCUGCCGCCUGCGUCAACUCCGCGCAGGCCUCUGGCACCAUACCCGGCCCCUGCCAGUCUAUGCCAACAGCCCAUUCCAGCCCCGGAGCUUCAUAGGCCGCUGGGGCUGCCUGGGACCUGGCUGAGCCUGACCCCGAGCCAGCCCGGAGGGUACCUGGGGUCCCAGUCCGACAGUGCACUGCUCUGUGGCCAGUCCUGGCAGGGCAGGUCUGCAGAAGAGGUCCGCUUGAGGGCCGCCCUGGGCCUGGUACUGGAUGCACACAAACCCACCCUCUCUAGGAACACACCGCCACGACGGCCACGUGACCUAGGACAGCCGCGCCUUCUGUCCGAGCACCAUCUUGCCCUCGGCCCACCCCCUCCCGCCUCUUGCACCCAUGGGUCCAUCUGUCCCCACUUGGGCCUGUGGCUCUCCCAGCUCCCUGGAGUGUGCCCCGCGUUCCCAGCCUGGAUGGCACCUGGCCUCCCGAGCUGGGGUCCGGUGAGGGACACCGUGAAACUGGUCCGACCCUGCGAGCUGGCGCCAUGAUAGGCUGCCUGCUUCCCGGGUCUUUGCGCACAGCCCGGCUCAGCCUCCCCUGCCUGUCCGGGCUCUCCUCCCCAGCAGCCCAUUGUCCCCCAUCACAUGUCCCACUCCUCACUGGCCUGGCCCCAUCCCCCCACACCCCCACUCCUGGGCAUCGUGUUUUCCCCCGAUUUCCCCUGACUUCCCCGCUGGAGGCUUGGGUGACGCUGUGGUUUCAGGCGUGAGGUGCCGCCAUCUGCAUCCACUAGAUGAGCCCUCAGCCGGCUCUCCGGCGCCCUGCCCGGGCUUGAACGAGGAUAGCAUGACUGCACCUGCUAGGAAGAAGCCUCUCUGGGCCCUGGUGGGCUUCUCCACCCAGAAUGCCUACCUUGAAAUGUUCUCUUGCCUUUCAAGGCCCACCCCCCAAAGCCAUCUCCUCAGAGAGGCCUUGGCUCACACAGUCUCUUGGAGGAUUAGGACCAGUCCCCCCAGUCUGGGGACCCCUUGGGGUCCUGCCUGCCCUCUGUGGAAAGUGUUUAAAAUAAACACAGAUUGGAUUAAAAGGGUCUGGCGUGUGUCUGGGGACUGGGUCUGGGCCAAGGAUGGAGUCCUGAUGACCUUGGCCUGCUACAAUAUCCAGCUCAGGCUGGGAUUACAGAUAAGGCAGAGGGUAGCCAGGAAUAAGGGUCAACCCGCCGGGCGGGGUUCGAGUCAGGAUGGUUCAGGGUCCAGGUUUAUGGCCAGGGUCAGGCAGGGCUUUGCCUGAGACAAAGAGAAAGCUCAGGAGCUCAGGCAGGAAGGAGGUUAGGUCUCUCUAGGCCCAAGCAGGGUCAGGCCAAGGGCAUGGGUCUGUGUGGAACCAGGGGCAUGGUUUGGUGUAUUAGUUUAGACCCUCCAAGGCAGACGUCAAAACAAGAUUAAGCUACAAGAAGAGGCCCUCAGACUCCCGGAAAGGAUGGGAGGGGGAAGGAAAGGAUUGUUUGGGGUGUCCUGGGAGGCUGUGCUGGCCUAGGGGCUCUCAAGCCAGUCACCCAUCCAGGAGGACCGCGGCUCCCAGGAUGGGGGUGCUGGGCAGGGCUGGGUCUCCCUCUUCAGUUUCCCUCCAGGCAGCUGGUGUGUGCGGGGAGCAUCCUCAGAGCCCCUGAUUUGAUCUGGGCCCGAAGCUGGGCUGAGCAGGGGCCUCAUGCUCCUCUCAGUGAUGGUCCCUGAGGGCAGAAGCAAGCCCGGCCUCCCCACAGCUGCAGCCCGGGAGCCAGAACCUGGGGUGAGUGUUCGCUGCCCACUGCCAUCACCAAGCAGAGCACGGCUGGGCAGUGAUGCCCUCUCGGAAGGAGGUCCCAGGCUCAGAUGAAGGCUCGGGCAUGCAGCACCCGGCCCCUUCUCGCCCCACCUCCGUGCUGCCCACACCCCACCCGGUGAGCAGGAGUGCAGGCUGUCUCUUGCACAAUGCAUCUGCCGGCUCAUGGUCGGGUGUCCGCCCCCACCUUGCUAUGCCCCCUCCCCCGCAGUACCUGCAAGCCCCGCCGGACUGCCUGGCCACCAGGUGUGAGGUUCAUCAGAGUUCAUGUGGCCCGAAGGCCCGGAGUGUGGCUGUGCUCUGGGAGAGUGAGUCUUCUCAGGGACUUCUCUGCUGGGCUGCCCCGUCCCAUGGCCAUGCCUUGGCCCUGUGUGUGGGUGAGUGUGUCCAGCCUGGGGGGUCUGCCCGCACAGGGCCCGCCAACCUGCUGCUAGGGUUGGACCACGCUUGCUGCCCUGGUCUCCGUGCUCUCAGGGCACUCGUGGCCUUGGAACCUGAGGACCAACGCUGCAACUGGGGCUUGGUGGGACCACCCAGGGCCCGCCUUCUCCCCUGACUUGAGGGUGACCUCAGGGCCCAGGGGCUCCUGUUUCUCGAACACUUCCUAAGAUUGGGGCUCUUGCAGUACUACUCGUUCACCUUGGUUUGCCUUUCAAGUGCCCCCUGACGGGGGUUUCCAAAAGAGAAGCGUGGGCCCUGGAGACGUCAGACAGGCCUGAGGGGCAUCGAGCUUCUUCCUGCAGUGUGUAGCCUGGAUCGGGGGCAUUUGGGGUGCAGUCUGCCUUUGUUCUGAUAUUAAUUUCGCUCUUGGGCUGGGAUGCUAGAUAUUCUCCGGGACUAAUGUCCUAGCUCCCGCCGAACCUACCGUCCGUCCUCUUCGGGGAGGCCUGAAGCCGCCUGUCAGUGACGGAACCACCCCUUCCUCCACCUUCCAGCACGCAGAGGAAGGCUGACUGCAGUUCCCACCAAGGAAAAGCAGAUUUCCCGGCUGUGCACCUUCCUGGAGACGCGGCCACGUCAGUCACCACCUGUGCCUACGCUCGGGGCCGCCUCUGCCACGGGCGGCUGAGGCCCGCUGAACGCCCAGGGAUCUGCAGCUCGGGGGCCAGGAGCUCCCGCGUCCAGGGACGGACUCUCAGCUUUGAGCAGAGGUGUUCGGACGAGACCUGACUGUUCAGACGAGGUCUCUGGCGUGGGUCACUGCCUGUCCAGGAGCCUCCGCGCAGCCCCAGGAGAACAGGCCAGCCCGCGGGGGAGGGGCCGGGGCCCAGCCACACGGCUGGUCUCUCCAGAGUGGCCAGGUCCCAACACAGGGCGGCCCCCUUCGCCCCACGGCACCACAGCAGCGAGACCACUGAGGGGACACCUGUGCUCAGCCCCCUCCUGUGCUCCCUCCCCGGACCUGGGGCCCCCUCGGAAACUCGGCCGGUCCUGGGACGCUCUGACGGUCAGAAAACUCCUGCUCCUGAUCAUUAGCACAGAAAGAAACCCAGUGUCUACCCUGUCAUGCAUUGCAGCGUCUCUCCGUGGGGCUGGGACGGCAUUCGCACCAUCUGUACCAUGGCCAGAGUGCCCACAGGGAGCCCGGGAAGGCGCUGGGACUCUCAGAGCUGGGGGGGAGGCAGCCCUCAGCCACCCCCAGAAACCUUUGUCACUUUGUCAGCCCAACAAGGCUUAGAGCCACUCCUGAAAAGCAGCCCCCGGGGGAGGGGAGGGCAAGGCAGGGGCCUCAGGGGGACCCCAGCCCAAUGCUCUAGCUGCUGCAUCAGCCGUCUCCCUGGCUGAGGUGUUCAGAGGGCAGAAGCAGCAGGAACCACCAAGCUUCUGGGGACUUGGCAAGGGGCCCCCAGCAAGGUCCAGCCACAGCAUCCCCAGCUUCCAGGUACGUCCUCUAGGGCUUUUUCUGUGCCCAGAGUUCCAUGAGCCACCAGUCCAAGGCUGAGGCUUCAGGGACCAGAGGCCAAAGCAGGCCUGACCCAGGACACAGGAGGCCUGGGCCCCGGGCCACAGGAGGCGGGCUUUCCCAGCCAUUCUGGUCAGUAGGAAACCUCUGAGCCUCCGUGCUGGUCUGAAUUCAGAGUGGGCCAAGGGGUACCUGGAAGGCACCCCCCCGGAGUCAAGCCCAAACCCAGAUGCGCUUCCCAGAGGCCUCAGGCUUCCCUAAGUUGGUCUGGGAUUGUGGGGAAUCCUGGGAGGGUGCUGGGACCAGGUGAUCCCCCAAAGGGCCGGCAUCACCCCCACUGAGCAUGAGCUCCACCCCCGCCCCCACCCCGGCAGCAGGGAAUGGCAUGGGCGCGAGGUGCAGCUCACCGUGA
Messenger RNA from Mirounga angustirostris (Northern elephant seal), 7668 nucleotides. RefSeq names its product maestro heat like repeat family member 6 (gene MROH6). Gene Ontology annotation, cellular component: cytoplasm. The record is from RefSeq and is a predicted model, not a curated record. NCBI's taxonomy places the organism in Eukaryota, Metazoa, Chordata, Mammalia, Carnivora, Phocidae. The transcript has 15 exons. Bases 1541 to 3676 code for a protein of 711 amino acids.